Trichomonas vaginalis G3 is the source of this 711-nucleotide messenger RNA. RefSeq lists its product as uncharacterized. The record is from RefSeq and is a predicted model, not a curated record. The coding region runs from base 1 to 711 and encodes 236 amino acids. The transcript has a single exon. NCBI's taxonomy places the organism in Eukaryota, Parabasalia, Trichomonadida, Trichomonadidae.
AUGUCUUUCUUCAGCAAAUUCCGUGCUUUUCCCGAAUGGCGUGAUGCUUCAUCAAAUCUUGAAGACGCUGUAAAGAGUGAUAAGAAGUUCAUUGAAGCUUUCGUUAAGUCAACAGAGACUUCUUUUGUCGAAUUUGUUCGCAAACAACACGAACAGAUCAAUGAUCCUCUUUUCCGCGUAGCUGACAAGUUCCCAACAAUCAAGCAAGCUAGAGGAACAGAAUGCAACAACCUCAUCAAAUUUAAAGAGGACUUCGAUAAAAUUAAAACAAUCUGGGAUGACUUUGAAACAAAGAAGAAGGCACAUGCCAAGGUUACAGAGAAUUGCGAAAAGUCAAAGAAGAAUGCAGAAAAGGCAGAACAAAAUCUUACAAAGGCUCGUGCUAGAUCUACCAACGAGAUUGAGCUUCAAAAGGCAGAAAACAACUUCGAUAUUGCUAGCCGUCAAAAGCAAGUUGAUAUUGCCAACUUUGAAGAGUCUGAGAGAAACAUGGCAUUCGCAAUCAAAGAAUACAAGGUUCAGCUUUUCCAGCAAAUUCUUGUAUCUAUUUCCAACUAUGCUUCUUCGAACACUACAAACUCUGCCUCACUUUACCAGAUUGGCGAAGAUAUGAAGCUUACUGCUUCUACAAUCCCAACUCCAGAAGAUCCAACAGUACGUGACCUUACAACACAACUCCAGGCUCUUCGUGCCGAGCCUAUUGAUCAAUAA